CCUCAUCUCAUGGGGUUAAAAGCCAAUGUAAGUCAGACAAACACAGGUGUAUGUAGGCUAAUUUAUUUGUGAGUGGGCAACAUUUGAAAUUAACCACAGCAUAUCAGUAACAGUGAUACCGUGCAAAAAGACUGACUUAAAUGCAAUGAUUUGGUUAAAAAUCGUUGGCAGAAGAGGACAGUUCAACUUCCUCCUGUUGACAAAAUUUUCGCCAUUAAACUGGAGAGUUGUCGACGGUAGAGGUCGCUGUUACUCACGUGUAAGACAAAAACAUUCGUGCUUUACUUUGUUGUUCGACGGCUUGUGUUCUGACUCUGAGCUUUAUCUUUUGGCACCGAGAAAGUCAACACAAAGUGGGGUACAAUACGUUCGAAAAGGACAAGAAGCUGGGCAGUGUUUAGCUUCCAGAUUUUACAGUUUGGGUCCGAAGAAAACCUCAAGGAAAAUGCCGAAAAGAAAGAGUGAUGGUGGGCCUGAAGCUCAAUCUGAUGUAGGUCCCGAUGCUGCCGAGAAUGGAACAACAAAGAAACCAAAGGCAGAGAAGAAGGACCCUAACGCUGAUGCAAUUGCAGCUCUUAAUGUUCCAGAAAAAUACACGACCGACAGGAAAUCGGAGGAGGGAAAUGAGUCCAACCUGAAAAUUGCUUCAUGGAAUGUGGCUGGAUUAAGAGCUUGGAUAAAGAAAGAUGGAAUCUCCUACAUCGCUAAGGAAGAUCCCGAUAUCUUUUUUGUGAUGGAAACGAAAUGUGCCGACGAUGCCAUCCCUGAGGUGACUAAAGUAGAAGGGUACCAUACAUACUGGCAUGGUGCUGCCGUUAAGAAAGGCUACUCAGGAACUGGAAUGUUUACAAAGAAAGAACCAAUAAGCGUCAAAUACGGAAUAGGUAUUGAAGAACACGACGGUGAAGGUAGGGUCAUCACUGCCGAGUUUGAGGACUUCUAUUUUGUCGGCUGCUAUGUGCCCAACUCCAGUCGGGGACUAGUGAGGUUACCAUACAGGAAAGAGUGGGAUGUAGCUUUCCACGAGUACCUGGUGAAUCUUGAUAAGAAGAAGCCAUUAAUUUUUUGUGGAGACCUCAAUGUUGCCCACCAGGAGAUCGAUUUAAAGAAUCCUAAACCAAACCGCAACAAGACGCCAGGCUUCACCGAUGACGAGCGAGAAGGUUUCACAAAACUUCUUGAUGAAGGCUUCGUGGACUGCCUCAGGCAUCUAUAUCCCGACAGGGAAUUUGCCUACUCCUUCUGGACCUACAUGGGAAACUGCCGAGUCAAGAAUGUUGGAUGGCGUCUGGACUACUUUGUGAUCUCAAAGCGUCUCCUACCGAAGCUAUGCGACUCAGAUUUAAGAACUUGGGUACCUGGUAGUGACCACUGCCCUAUCACACUGGACAUGGCUAUGUGAUGGAGAAUGCUGUAGAUGUCGAAAUAACGGCCUGGGGUACUAUCCACCUGCGCAAACAGAUAGCUACCUUUACGCACAAUAGGUUGUUAUCGUUGGAACAACUGGUUGCCCAAUUUGUGAGGUCAGCAGGGCGGCGUUCUGUAAUGAAGGUGGCGACACCGUACGUAUUCUUUUGUAACGUUGUUUCUUGCUGUAUUGAAGAUGUUUUAUUUUGAAGCCCUCUUUUGACAUCAUGACAUCAUCUUAUUAGUUUGUUAUUUCAACUCCAUGUGACUGCGUUUACCAACCAUGAAACACAAAUUAUCUUCACAUCAAGAAAAUAAUAAUGUCCACUUACCAUUCGUUUAUCUUGUUGUCCGCCAAUUCAAAACCACCAACCAACACCUCAGAGGUAUUUUCACCUAUGGUUGCUAACAUUCGCCAGCAACUCGUUCCAUUCUUAAAUGGUUGGCAAACAAUGUCAACGUUGCAAGUGGAAUGCACCCCUGGUAUGUAACAGAUGCUAAGGGUAUUACCCAGUAUCUGAACAAAUUCUGUUUGACAAAUUUCUUUAAGAACAGGGUUCACCAUGUUUUUUUCGACUGCCACAGAUGUGACUUUUAUAUAUACAUUGUUGGGGGAAAUUAUCUGUAUGAACACAGACAAAGCUAUUUUAUCUAUCACAAAAUAAAACCAAAGAAUUAAAUCAUGAACAUUCAGAGAAUAAAAUUGGAAUGGUGAAUUUUAAUUACUAUAUUAUAAGUUUAGAAAUAAGUUACUUUGAACAACUUACCAGAGAGUCGAAUACCAUGGUAACAUGAAACAAGAAAACAAAAUUCUUUCCCCCGCUUGCCCCCCCCCCCUCCCAAUGGCCAUUUGAUAC
Asterias rubens (European starfish) is the source of this 2264-nucleotide messenger RNA. Its product is annotated as DNA-(apurinic or apyrimidinic site) lyase-like. The record is from RefSeq and is a predicted model, not a curated record. Gene Ontology annotation, cellular component: nucleus. Gene Ontology annotation, biological process: base-excision repair. The coding region runs from base 146 to 1402 and encodes 418 amino acids. Gene Ontology annotation, molecular function: DNA-(apurinic or apyrimidinic site) endonuclease activity; DNA binding; phosphoric diester hydrolase activity. Lineage: Eukaryota; Metazoa; Echinodermata; Asteroidea; Forcipulatida; Asteriidae. The transcript has 11 exons.